This is a messenger RNA of Schistosoma margrebowiei, 598 nucleotides long. The record is from the annotation of a GenBank genome assembly. NCBI's taxonomy places the organism in Eukaryota, Metazoa, Platyhelminthes, Trematoda, Strigeidida, Schistosomatidae.
GUUUGAAGCGUAGAUUGUUGAAAGAUGACAUUCUGUAUAUCAAGUAUACAAAUGGUAUUGAAAGGCUUCCGACUAUGAAAGGGAUUCUAUUCAUAGUUUCUUCUCUGUUCGAUCCUUUGGGUUUAAUUGCUCCGGUCUGUCUUCCUGCCAAGGUCCUCUUGCAAAAAUUAUGUAAGUCCCAAAUAGGCUGGGAUCAGCCUCUCAACGAGCCAUACAAGUCCGCGUGGCCAAAUUGGGUAAAAUUUAUGCGUCAAACAGGUCCCAGAUUUGCAGGACUUCAAAGAUUCGUCGCUCGAGAUGUUGUUCAGAAAGCUCUUGUGGAAUUAGGCGUGUAUAGAGGUGAGAAAGAUAAUCCUGUGGUUGUACCGAUGUGUUCUCGAAGCAAAGAUAUUGUUGAACCAUUGUUGAAACCUCGAUGGUACCUACGUUGUAAGGACAUGGCUAAUGCGGCAAUGAAGGAGGUAUCUGAAGGCCGCUCACGUAUUAUUCAUAGUUUCCAUAUUCGUACAUGGAAUAAUUAACUUAAAGAUUGUCAGGAUUGGUGUAUUUCUCGACAAUUAUGGUGAGGACAUCAUAUUCCUGCUUUUCAUGUUUCGAU